Perca fluviatilis (European perch) is the source of this 4011-nucleotide messenger RNA. RefSeq names its product tripartite motif containing 46b (gene trim46b). Bases 653 to 3010 code for a protein of 785 amino acids. Lineage: Eukaryota; Metazoa; Chordata; Actinopteri; Perciformes; Percidae. The record is from RefSeq and is a predicted model, not a curated record. Gene Ontology annotation, molecular function: protein binding; zinc ion binding. The transcript is spliced from 12 exons.
GAUAUAAAGGGAAAUAAAUAGCAAAAAUAGCAUUAGCUAUCCUCAAUCCUUGCUGUAGAAAACCCUUCCUUGUGUUGUCUUGAUGCACGUAACCCACGUAGCCUUUAUGGAGGUCCUAAAAUGCCUCGGUACACCAGACUCAGAGCUAAAUUCCUCGUCAGAAAUAGAAGAAAAUCUGAUCUUUCUUUGAUUAUACAUUAGGGUAUUUCAAACAUUAUGAAAUUAAAAAACAGUGUGGGGGCAGACUGAAAUCACAUGUUUAUUUUUUGGGGGGUUCACGGGAUGGUCGUUUCCAUGGAGACGGGAUGCAGGACCUUCGGCUGCUGCUGAGGCAGGGGGGAAAAAGUGUGUGUGGGUGCUGCUUGUAGAAUCGGUCGUUAUAGGGUUAAAACACAUUAGUCAUUUGCAGAGAUGGUUACAAUAGACCCUGGUGCACUGACGUUUGGUGACUCGUGCACAGGUUACAGCACAUAAACAGUUCAGGAAAUACCGUGCAGAUUCUUUUGGUGCUGUGGAUCAGCCACCAUAGUCCUCUUCUCCAGACCCCAUCUUACCGACGCGGAGGGGCUCAUUGCUCGCUAUGUAAUGCCUCAAACCCCUCCCCUCUUUUCAAGCUCUCUUGAUGCUGGAAAUAUACACGUAGUCUACUGCCAUGGCGCCUAGAUUCCAGGUGAAGUCUAACAUGAAGAGCCUGGAGCAUGAGCUGCAUUGCACUGUGUGUAAGGAUAUUGUUAAACAGCCCGUCGUCCUGCCAUGCCAGCACAGCGUCUGCCUCAUGUGUGCCUCGGAGGUCUUAGUGGCAAACGGCUACCCGCCUCCAGAUCUUCCCCCAGAGCCAAACUCCCCAGCCUCCACACCCAACACUCGCUCACCCCGUCAGGCCCGAAGGCCGACACCUAAAGCUGAGCAGCGACCUAUUGACCGCGUGCUGCGGGCAGGUCCCCACCCGCCUUCGCCAUCCAUGCCCCGGUCUCCAGGAUAUGGGACAUAUCCAGGGCGACGCCGUAAGGAGGGUCCACCCGUGGUGAUGAUGUUCCCCUGUAUCCCCUGCGGCCGAGAUGUGGAGCUGGGAGAGAGGGGGCUUGCUGACUGUCUGCGCAACCUCACCUUGGAGCGUAUAGUCGAGAGGUACAGACACACAGUGAGUCUGGGCAGUGUGGCUGUGAUGUGUCAGUUUUGUAAGCCUCCUCAAGCUCUGGAGGCCACCAAGGGCUGCGCUGACUGCAGGACCAAUUUCUGUAAUGAGUGUUUCAAGCUGUAUCACCCGUGGGGGACGCCACGGGCACAACAUGAACAUAUCCAGCCUACGCUCAACUUCAGACCAAAAGUUCUGACCUGUCCGGAGCAUGACCAGGAGAAACUACAGUUCUAUUGUAGGUCCUGUCAGCAGCUGCUUUGUCCUCUCUGCAAACUGCGCCGCAUCCACACCGGACACAAAAUCCUGCCAGUGGCCCACGCAUACCAAGCCCUGAAGGAGAAGAUUACGAAGGAGAUGAACCACAUUGUGUCCAACCAGGACACAGUUCUGGGCCAGAUUACCCAGCUGGAGAGUUCCAUCACUCAGACUGAGGUAAACGGUGUGUCAGCCAGAGAGCAGCUGGCUCAGAGCAUCAGGGAUCUGACGGCUGCUCUGGCCGAGCGCCACGCUUCGCUCACCCAGGCUCUGGAAGAGGCACGGAAGAAACGAGGCGAGGCGUUGGCUGCUCAAGUGGCGGAGAGACGGGGCUUGAUGGAACACGCAGGGCUCAUGGCGUUUACCCAAGAGCUGCUGAAAGAAACAGACCAGCCCUGCUUUGUGCAGGCUGCUCGCCAGACUCAUAACAGGUUCAGCAAAGCAAUUGAGAAUCUUCAGCAUUUCACUCUGGCUGCUGAUCCAUCCUUCAGACACUUCCAGCUGGAUGUCUCCAAAGAACUCAAACUCCUGACAGAGUUGAACUUCAUCCAGGCUCCGCUGGCUCCAGUGAUUGAUACCCAGCGUACCCUGGCCUAUGACCAGCUCUUCCUGUGCUGGCGACUGCCCCAAGACUCUGCACCCGCCUGGCACUUCUCCGUCGAGUAUCGCCGUCGGGGUGUGGUACCAGGAGGAGCGGGUCGAGGCGGGAUCAGAGGAGGACUGUCCGCCGCCCGCUGGGGCUGGCAGCGAAUGGAUGAAGUGAGUGGGACCAGCGCUGUGAUUGACAGGUUGGAGAUGGACAGCGUGUACGUGCUACGGGUUAGAGGCUGCAACAAGGCGGGCUACGGGGAGUAUAGCGAGGAGGUGUACCUGCACACCCCGCCAGCACCAGUGCUCAACUUCUACCUGGACUCUCGCUGGGGUCUUCAUGCCGACCGGCUGGUGGUCAGUAAAGAGCAGCGCUGUGCUCGCAGCGUCCCUGGUCUCUCCCUGCUGCAGGCCGCUGACCACGCCCUCACUUCCUGUCACUUGACCUCAGACCUUUUGGUGGGGGAUGUGGCUAUUACACAGGGACGGCACUACUGGGCAUGCUCAGUGGAGCCUGGAUCUUACCUUGUGAAGGUGGGAGUUGGUCUGGAAUCCAAACUGCAGGAGUGGUUUCACCUUCCACAAGACAUGGCCAGUCCCCGCUACGACCCAGACAGCGGCCAUGACAGCGGAGCAGAGGAUGCUCUGGACUCUGCUCCACCAUUCUGCUUCCUCACAAUGGGGAUGGGUAAGAUCUACCUCCCCCAGCACAACCACCACCACAGUAGCCAUGGGAACGGUAUCCGAGACCCCAUCACCAACGGCCCCUCCUCACCCACAGGCCACACCUACCCACUGCCACCCCGACUCGGAGUGUGCCUUGACUUUGAGAAGGGUCGUGUCACUUUCUAUGAUGCCCACUCUCUGCGGCCUUUAUGGGAAGGUCAUGUGGAUUGCUCUGGCCCCGUGUGCCCGGCGUUCUGUUUCAUUGGUGGCGGGGCUCUGCAGCUGCAGGAGCUGGUAGCCAAUCGCAAUGCAGAUCAGACUCCGGUCAGAAGGGUAACCAUCCAACCCCGUGUCUCUAAUUGAAAUAACAACUGACGGCUGAUCUAAGCUCAUAUGGUAAUUUGGAAUGUAAUUGGUAAUUGUGAAGUAUUUACUCAGCUAGAGCGAAAAGUUAGACAUCUCAGCGAUUUUGUUUUGUAUUUAAUUUUCUUUGUAUAAGAAAAUGUUUCUAUAGCAACGGAUAUGCAAUGUAAUUAAGUUUCUUACAUUUUUGUUACGUGCAGUUUUGCAAGAGUUAAAGCUUAAGUAGUGUUUGGUAUAUCCAGCACUUAAUAAGUAAUUCUAUCUUUAAUGCUUGCACUUGUAGCCAGGCUAUAUUGCAUUUAUAAAGCUAAUGUAGAUACAGCAGCACACAAUGUCGUCCUUCCUGUAGAAGCUUUUACUCAGCUAUUUCAUGUCCUUAAUGUUAAAAGCUUAGCAACUCUUAUAUUUUAGAGAUAUGAACACUAUGAGAGAAAAAAAGGCCUCAAUUAUUUUAUUGCAUCUAUAACUAAACUUGUGUUUAACCAGACAGAUUUCUUUACUGUCGUUCGCCCAUUACGAUCCCAACCAAAGUUAUUGUUUUUCUGGGAUGUAAAUGUGGUAAAUUAGAGAUAGAGUGGAACAAUGAGGCAGUACUGUAAUUAGAAGCUCCAAUUAUACCUCUGCUGCACAGCUAAUCACUAGUUUCCGCGGUUCUGUUUGUGCAUUGCUGUUUUGUAUUUCAAAUACAUGAGUCUGAUGUGUGUGUGUGUGUGUGUAUGCAUGUAUAGUAUGUGUGUUUGCUUCUCUUUGCGCAUGGGUGCGUGUGUGGUUUGACUGAUAACAGCAUUGAUUCAUUAGCUGACGGUAAAAAAAAUGUUUUGUUUCACAAACAAUACUUUAGAUUUUUUUUAAACCUUGCUUGAUUGUAAAUUAAUGAGCAGUGCUUCUUAUGAAACAAUUAGCAGAUUAAAUCCAUGUAAACUUCACCUGCUGGCAGAAUAUUUGCAAAAGAAAAUGGAUUAAAGAAAUAAACACUAAAUAAAUGCAAAUUGUUUAAAUUA